AUGCAUAGCUCUGCUAAUGAUGUGGGCAAGUUCAAGGUAAAACUUACAGCCCAACAAAUGCUUGGUGAACAACCUGUCUGCAAAGUGGAUCCAGGAGACAAGGAAGGUACAAUCAAAGUAAAACCGACGACCUUCAGCUCUGCUGUCAAUGUGAAAGCCUCAGUUCUGUGUGAAACCUGUGACUGUGAGAAGACACCCACUCUAAAAGCUAAACGAUGCAACGGCAAAGGAAACCUGGUGUGUGGAAAGUGUCUCUGUGACGAUGGCUGGGCGGGCGCCUUCUGCAACUGCUCAAAAACCUCCAGCUCGAGCAAGAGCCAGUGCAUUGGGCCCGGCAUGACAGAGUCCUGCUCGGGCCGUGGAGACUGUCAGGCAUGUGGUACCUGCGUGUGCUACAAUCCGGACCAGUACGAAGGACCCUACUGCCAGUAUGACAAGACCCAGUGUCAACGAGUCGCAGGCAUCCUUUGCAACGAUCGCGGUUCUUGCGUGAUGGGUCGCUGUGCUUGUUCGGAGGGCUGGGAGGGUACUGCCUGCGAGUGCUCCAAAAGCAACGAGACCUGCCUGGACAACAAAGGGAAUAUUUGCGGAGGACGAGGCAAAUGCGUUUGCGGCAGCUGCCAGUGCCCAGACACCGGGAUAGCGUUGUCUCCGACCUGUGAGCCAAACUUCGAGUUCUUACGGGGUGUAUGCGAGGAAACAAGGAGGUGCGUCCAAUGUCAAGCAUGGAAGACGGGCGAAAAGAAGGACAAAGAAGAGUGCGAGAAGUGUCCCUUCCAAGUUAUCAUGGUGGAUGAGCUGAAAGAACGGGAGGAAGUGCAUGACUCUUGCAGAUUCAUUGAUGAGGACAACGACUGCACAUAUGAGUACACGGUUGACUCCAGUAAAGAUCCAACAAACACUAAGAUGCUGGUUGAGGUGCUCAAAAAGAGAGACUGUCCAGCAGCCAGUCUGCUGUGGCUGCUGCCGCUCAUCCUGUUCCUCCUGYUGCUGCUGGCGCUGCUGCUGCUCUGCUGCUGGAAGUACUGUGCUUGCUGCGCAUCCUGCUGGCAGAGCUGUCUGGCCUUAUUGCCGUGCUGCAGGGGAGGUCGCAUGGUUGGCUUUAAGGAAGACGAGUAUUUGCUCCGUCAGUCUCAGCUCACCUCCAACCACUUGAACACACCGAUGGUGAGGACCGGUCCACCAAAAGGAACCGACGUGGUUCGCUGGAAGGUCAAAGAUAAUGUGCACCGUGCGCCCAGUCACCCGCGGGAGCUGAUGCAACCAAACCCGGAUGAAAUGAUCCAGUUCCCGAUCUCCCUCCGACUAAACAGGUUGUUCUCUGAGAACCUGUCUCGCCCCGAAUCAAAAGACGCUGAGCAACUCCGUGAGGAAGUGGCUGACAACUUGAACGAGGUGUACAAGCAGAUCCCUGAGGCACAGAAAGUGCAACAAACUUUAUUCAGACUGCAGAAAAAUGCUGGAAAAAGGGGGGACUACACCAUCAUGGACACUGUGCUGUCAGCUCCCCGCAGAGCCUACCCAGACAUAGUGAAACUUACCGAGAAGAACGUCCAGUCUGGAAACUUUGGGGACCUCAAAGUGGUCCCAGGCUAUUACACUGUGGCCACAGACAGAGAGGCUGCAGGAGCCGUGGAGUUCCAGGAGGACGUGGAGAUGGUGGACGUUCACGUGCCACUGUUCGUCAAGGACGACGACGAUGACAAGAAGCAGUUGAAAGUGGAGGCCAGGGAUGUGCCGCUGGGCAUUGCAACAAUUGUGAAGCGUUUUGUUAACAUAACCAUCAUCAAAGAGCACGCUACAAGCAUCUUCUCCUUCCUCCAACCGAAAUACACGUACAGCAGAAAGGAUGGUGUGGCACACAUCCCCAUCAGCAGAGAGAUCAUCGAGGAUGGACGCACACAGGUCACCUAUAGCACUCAAGAUCUCUCUGCCAAGAAUAAGAAGGACUACAUGAGUGUACAAGGAGACUUGUCCUACGCUCCGGGUGAGACUCAAAAGAUCGUUCCUGUCCGUUUGCUGGAGCUGAGUGAGAAAGAUGGCUUCUUGGAAGACAAACCCAUCAAGCAGUUUGCUAUGGACCUCAGUAACCCACGCCAGGGUGCCAAGCUGGGACGAUACCCAAGAACCACGGUCACCAUCUCAGACACACAAGAACCGAGUGUGAUGAUGUUCAAGAAAGGUAACCAGAACUUCAGCACCUUAGAUCAGACCUACCCCAUCCCGGUGGUGCGCUCCUGCAAUGAAGACAGCCCCGCCACCGUCAAGUGGCGCACCAAGAAGUCCCAGCGCUUUGAUCUUUCUGGUUCUCUGAAGUUUGCUCCGGGAGAAACGGAGAAGAAUAUAGUGAUCGAACCCUUUCCCAGCUCAGCCCAACCAGAAACCUUCCAGCUGGAGCUGUACGAUCCCAGCACUAAUGCCGUUGUUGGUGAAAGGAAGAACACCGUUGUGAAUAUCACAGAAGAACCAAGAUCUCUAGAAACUGCUCAGAUGCAGUCGAAGGGCUACGUGAGCCCGAGAGGCACCGCCCCUGGCGGUUGCCUCCUCCCCCCGGGAAACCUCAAGGCCAAAGCAACGGGUCCCAGAAACAUCCGUCUGAACUGGGAUCCGCCACCGGGUAACCCUGUGGGAUACAAGGUGAAGUACUGGAUCUACGGCGACCAUGAGAAAGACGCCCAGGUCCUUGACGUGAGGACGCCUCAAGCCGAGCUGACUAAUCUGUUACCCUUCUGCGAUUACGAGACACGAGUUUGUGCCUACAACUCAAUGGGAGAGGGCCCUGACACCAACAUCGUUAGCUGUCAAACACUGGAAGACGCGCCCGGGGAACCUGGUCGUCUGGCCUUCAACGUCAUCAGUCCAACUGUCACUCAGAUCAGCUGGGCGGAGCCUGCAGAGACCAACGGCGACAUUACAGCUUACGAGGUCAUUUACACGCCCAUCGAUGACGAAAUGAAACCAGUUGGAGGAGCCAAAAAAGUAAAGAUCGACAACCCAAAGAAACGAAUGCUGUUGAUAGAAAACCUCCAGAGCGCCCAGACUUAUCAGUACAAAGUCCGUGCCCAAAACAGCGUAGGCUGGGGCCCCUUCAGAGACGCUACCAUCAACUUGGCGUCUCAGCCCAGCAGACCUAUGUCCAUUCCCAUCAUUCCAGACGUUCCUAUUGUGGACGCUGAGGCAGGAGACGAGUAUGACAGCUACCUGAUGUACAGCAACGAUGUGCUGAAGUCGCCAACAAGCUCCAAGACGCCAAGCGUUUCGGGUGAUGGCUGGCAGCAUAUCGAGCUGGUGGGGUCAAACCUGGAACUCCGUCAGGUGUCAUGGAAACAGCGAGUGGAGGUCAUCCCCAGUCGCCUCAGCACAGACACAGAGAUGAGCUCAGACGAGAAGCCCCACCCCAGCUCCUCCUUCCACACGCCCCUGCCAGAUUACAUGUCGAACGGCAGGUGGGAACAGAACUUCCUUUUCCCAGGAAGCUCAACAACCCGCAACCUUUCAGCAUCAUCUUCUCCCAUGUCCACUCUGAGCUCCAACUACAAAGGCGGAGCGGGCGGCUCCUUCACCACAGAGAUGCACACCACCUACAUGACUGGGCCAGGAAGCCCCCGCAGACAAGACAUGAUCGGAGGGGGGAUCCACACGACCGAAGUCCUGAUGAGGAAGCGCUCAGAGAACAGAGGAUACACAGAUGAAAAUAUUCGGGACUCCAUCGUCAUAGGAGACAAUAAGUUCCCAGAUCUGACGCCACCAGGUGGGUUCGGCUACGCUGGCUUGCAGAGCAGCUCUAAGACCCAAUACAGCUACAGCCUGUCUCAGGGCUCCAGGGCCAGGACUCAGUCGUCAGAGGUCAAUGAAGCCCUAUACAGCCUGGACAGCGUGCUCCAAGAUGCCCGCCUCUCUCCUGGCGUCCCAGACUCGCCCAGCAGGCUGGUGUUUUCUGCUCUGGGACCGACCGCACUCAAAGUCAGCUGGCAGGAGCCACACUGUGAGAAAGACGUUCUGGGGUACUGCGUCCUCUACCAGCUGCUCAACGGAGGAGAGACGAAGCGCCUCAAUGUGACGAACCCGGCCGAGAACUCUGUGGUCAUCCACGACCUGCUGCCCAACCACUCCUACCUAUUUAAGGUGAAGGCUCAGAGUCAGGAGGGCUGGGGUCCAGAACGGGAGGGAGUCAUUACCAUCGAGUCAGCUGUGGACCCCAAGAGUCCCCUCAGUCCCAUGCCAGGCUCGCCGUUCACCCUGAGUACGCCCAGCGCUCCGGGGCCGCUGGUGUUCACAGCCCUGAGCCCCGACUCACUGCAGCUCACCUGGGAAAAACCACGGAAGCCCAACGGGGACAUCUUGAGCUACAGGGUCACCUGCGAACAGCUACAUGGUGGAGGCGACAUGCGCUCCUUCAAUGUAAGCGGUAACAACGCUGAGACCAGUCUGACUGUCCCAAACCUGACUGAGAACGUCCCGUACAAGUUCAAGGUUCAGGCUCAAACCACCCAGGGUUUUGGUCCCGAGAGAGAGGGCAUCAUCACCAUCGAGUCUCAGGAUGGAGGUGCCUUGUCUCAGUACAACAGCCAAUCAGUGACAAGGAGGGAAGUUUUCCAAAUGCCUCCAGAAAUGACCACAAGAACAAACGUCUCCCACACCAUGAUCAACGAUCCCUACUUCUCAGAUGGGAUGAUGAUGACUCAGCACACGGAGACGGGCAGCAUGGUGAGCCGUCAGGUCACUCGGGAAGUGGUUCAGAGGAGCGUCACAGGAGCAUCCACCGUCACAAAGAGAAUGUUUUAUGAGUCUUAGGAACUUGUGUGAGCGAUGCUCAUGAUAGCAUCCAGCCUGAGAAUUGAUCACAAAGCCAAAGCGCAAAAAAAGUGUUUCAGAGUUUGUACAUGUAUGUGUGUAUAGGGUAAGACUGCAACCAAAUAAAUAAAAUUGAAGGUAAAGGCUACUUUUUACUGUUACAAACUGUGGUCACCUUCUUUUUCCCCACAGUUUCCCACUUUAUUGUAGUUCUUGACUUCUUACCCUAGGGUUUAUAACUUCAUGUGAGAGUAGUCCCUCUGUUGGCUGACAUCCGCUAACACACCAGCCUUUUAAAGAAGUUAUAUCCUAAACAAUGGCUCAAUAAUCCAAAAUAACAUCCCUAUCCUGUCAUCCAACUUUCAUCUUAAAAUUUAAAUGUUUGAAAGGUUUAUCUUUACUGUCACUGUGGAAUUUUAAAGGGCUUUUGUUUAUAAAUUAUUGUCUUAAAGUGUGUGGGUUUUUUUCCCCGUUCAAGAUAUACUCAUAAAUUUUCAGUUUUUACAGUUCUGGUUGUUCACAUCCGCACUAGCCGGUCGCAAGCCCAAGGCAUGCAUGAGUUUAACAAGGAAUCAGAAAUGAAACAUGCUUGCUCAUUUAAAAUGUCUGCACUUCAUUACAGCUGCAGUUUUAUGCAUUUUCUUUAUGUGGCUAAUUCAGCAUUGUUUUGGUUCAGUAGAUUAAUGGAAGACAUGAUACCAGAGAAAGUAUGUUUAAAGACAAAGAUUGUAUUUGCUUGCUGCAGGUUCUACUGUACUUUGGGUUCAUGAGAAAUUUUUUUGGAAACAUUUUCAGAUUUUUUUUUCAUAAAUAUACAGAUAUAAGUUGAACAGUUCAGACAAUUUUUACUCGGCAUGUAUCAUUCCCAUUUAAGCAGGUCCAUUUUUAAGCAUUUUUUGUACAUCAAUUAUAUUGCACUUAAUAAAGAUUUAUAUUAAAAACAU
Poecilia reticulata (guppy) is the source of this 5738-nucleotide messenger RNA. The record is from RefSeq and is a predicted model, not a curated record. Lineage: Eukaryota; Metazoa; Chordata; Actinopteri; Cyprinodontiformes; Poeciliidae.